Molecule: messenger RNA, 1029 nt
Organism: Hirsutella rhossiliensis
Lineage: Eukaryota; Fungi; Ascomycota; Sordariomycetes; Hypocreales; Ophiocordycipitaceae
Product: GTP cyclohydrolase I domain-containing protein
Exons: 3
Coding region: 1-1029 (342 amino acids)
Biological process (GO): tetrahydrofolate biosynthetic process; tetrahydrobiopterin biosynthetic process
Cellular component (GO): cytoplasm
Molecular function (GO): GTP cyclohydrolase I activity; zinc ion binding; GTP binding
Source: RefSeq, a predicted model, not a curated record
AUGGCGCAGCGCGACACCCUCGACCUCGCGCCCGCCGCACCCCCCGUCGCCGCCGCCGCCUCCUCCUCCUCCCGCAAGCGCUCCCUCGAGUCCUCGGCCAGCGAUGACGACAACGGCAGCGACGACACGCGCGGCCCCGGCGGCCUCUCGCCCAGCCCCGACAACGACCACGACGCCCGCCGCAGGCGCUCGCGUCGCCAUCGCCACAAACAGCUGCUCGUCAACGGCACCAAUGGACAUCACCACCCUCGCCCACCCGCCGCCGCCUUUGACCAGCGCCGCAAUAGCCUCGGCAAGGCCGCCCGCGACCCUCGCGACCAGCCGCCCACCCGGAAGCGUGCCGUCGUCGCCGGACAGGGCCAGCGCGUUCGGCCUCCGAGCCCCGUCAUCGACGACGAUGGCCUGAGCCGCCCGGGCCGAGGCACGCGCGACCGCCUCCAAGAAGACGCCGCCCACGCCGAUGACCGUCUCGAGCGCAUGCGCGGCGCCGUCCGCACCCUGCUCGAGUGCGUCGGCGAGGACCCGGACCGCGAGGGCCUUCUCGACACCCCCUCGCGCUACGCAAAGGCCCUGCUCUUCCUCACAAAGGGCUACCACGUAAACGUCGCCGACCUCGUCAACAACGCCCUCUUCCACGAGGGCCACAACGAAAUGGUCAUUGUCAAAGACAUUGAGGUCCAGAGCCUCUGCGAGCACCACCUCGUUCCAUUCAUCGGCAAGAUGCACAUUGGCUACAUCCCCUCCGACACCGUCAUCGGCCUCUCCAAGCUCCCCCGCAUUGCCGAAAUGUACGCCCGCCGCCUCCAGAUCCAGGAGCGCCUCACAAAAGAGGUCGCCCACGCCAUCAUGGAGAUCCUCAAGCCCCAGGGCGUCGCCGUCGUCAUGGAGUCGAGCCACCUGUGCAUGGUCAUGCGCGGCGUCCAGCAGACAUCGAGCUCCACAAUCACCAGCUGCGUCCUCGGUUGCUUUGAGCGCAAGUCCAAGACGCGCAACGAGUUUCUCAGCCUCGUCGGCAUCAACAGGUCUUGA